AUGGCUCAAGCAAAGAAGCUGAUGCGGUGUGGAGCGCCCGAAGACGCCCUCCUAAAACGCCGAAAAGAUCAACCGUUGUCCUCAAAGUCGCAUGGAGCGAAACGUCUGGAAUACGGAUACCGCGCAGGGAUUGCCAGUACUGGGUGGACCACUCAAGAGGGGCAGCAAACAUGGCUAUCGGAAUAA
This is a messenger RNA of Penicillium verhagenii, 186 nucleotides long. RefSeq lists its product as uncharacterized. The record is from RefSeq and is a predicted model, not a curated record. Bases 1 to 186 code for a protein of 61 amino acids. The transcript has a single exon. Lineage: Eukaryota; Fungi; Ascomycota; Eurotiomycetes; Eurotiales; Aspergillaceae.